ACUGCUCCAAACACGACAUGCUAGCUCGCAGGAAGGGGAAAAUAGUGGAAUUAAAGCCGAUUAGUGAUCAAUUAAAGCGGUCAUUUGGCAGCGAGCGGACGGCCGGAUGGUCGCGGGCCUGCGAGGACGUACUGUCCCUUUAAGGUCUCCAGGCUGCUGUGUCGUAUUGAUCCAUCCACCAUUUUCCAACACACCGCGGCGGCAGCACAGCUAGCUGAAGGGGGACCAGCGCCAGAGAGACCCGGAGAGGAAGCCCCGGCACCGGCGGGCAGGCAGCCAUGGCGGCCAACAUGUACCGGGUCGGAGAUUAUGUUUAUUUUGAGAACUCCUCCAGUAACCCACUGCUGAUCAGAAGGAUAGAGGAGCUGAAUAAGACAGCCAAUGGGAACGUGGAGGCCAAAGUGGUGUGUUUUUACCGACGCAGGGACAUCUCCAGCACACUCAUCGCCCUGGCAGACAAGCAUGCAAGGGAGCUGGAAGAAGAGAUGGAGAACCCAGAGAUGGCCGACCUUCCCGAGAAGCAGAAGCAUCAGCUCAGGCACAGGGAGCUCUUUUUGUCCCGCCAGUUGGAGUCUCUACCCGCUACGCACAUCAGGGGGAAAUGCUGCGUGACACUGCUGAAUGAGACCGAGGCGCUGAAGUCCUACCUGGAAAGAGAGGAUGCCUUCUUCUACUCGCUGGUGUACGACCCUCAGCAGAAGACGCUGCUGGCCGACAAGGGGGAGAUCAGAGUUGGGAACAAGUAUCAAGCUGACAUCACUGACCUCCUGAAUGAGGGCGAGGAAGACGUCCGAGAUCUGGAGAAACUGGAAGAGAAAAUCUGGGAUCCCAGCAGCUCACUGACGGAGAAACAGAUCGAUCAGUUCUUAGUCGUCGCUCGAUCGGUGGGCACGUUCGCCAGAGCCUUGGACUGCAGCAGUUCUGUCCGCCAGCCGAGCCUUCACAUGAGCGCUGCUGCAGCCUCCAGAGACAUAACCUUGUUCCACGCCAUGGACACCCUCCACGCCACGGGUUACGACGUGACACGGGCCAUCGCGGCGCUGGUGCCCCAGGGCGGGCCGGUCUUGUGCCGGGAUGAAAUGGAGGAGUGGAGCGCCUCGGAGGCCAACAUGUUCGAGGAGGCGCUGGAGAAAUACGGCAAAGACUUCACGGACAUUCAGCAGGAUUUUUUGCCGUGGAAGUCCUUGACCAGUAUCAUUGAGUAUUACUACAUGUGGAAGACCACAGACAGAUAUGUGCAGCAGAAACGAUUAAAAGCUGCCGAAGCGGAAAGCAAGUUAAAGCAGGUCUACAUUCCCAACUACAACAAGCCUAACCCCAACCAGCUGAGUAACAAUGCAAAGCCGGCGCUGGUAAACGGAGCCGCCGGCGCCCCGCCGCCCGCCCCCACGCCCGCCCCCGCCCCCAGCGCCCCUGCCCCUGCACCUCCGGGCCAAGUGCAGAACCCGCCACUGGCCAGGGCCUGUGAGAGCUGCUACUCCAGCAGUUCCUACCAGUGGUACUCAUGGGGACCCCCCAACAUGCAGUGUCGCCUGUGCGCCACCUGCUGGACAUACUGGAAGAAGUACGGUGGGCUAAAGAUGCCCACUCGACUGGAUGGCGAGAGACCCGGACCAAACCGCAGCAGCAUGAGCCCCCACGGCGUGCCACUGCGACACAGCGGCAGCCCCAAGUUCGCCGUGAAGACGCGACAGGCUUUCUUCCUGCAGACCACCACACUGACACGGGUGGCGCGCCGCCUCUGCCAGGAUAUCAUCAAGCCUCGCUACCUAGCCAGGCACCCCUACCUCCCCGUCAACUCGGCCGCCAUCAAGGCCGAAUGUGCCCUGCGGUUGCCGGAUAAAAACCCCAGCAAGCCAUUGCCACUGAAACCAGCAGAACGCAAACCUCUGGAGUCUGUGGUUCGAUAUCUCGAAGCACAUCCCCGUCCGGUCAAAGCUGAGCCGCCCCCGCCCCCCCGCGGGUCUUCCAUCUACAUGGGCAGUCUGACGCCCAUCAAGUCCAGCCCCAUCCUCAACAACGGCUCCCCCACCAUUCUGGGCAAACGCAGCUAUGAGCAGCACAACGGACUGGAUGGCACGAAAUCCAAAAUGUUGACCUGGGACAUCAUGGCCAAACGCAUGAGUGAAAUAGGCCGGGCCUCGGCUGCCAUGCAGGACCAGGUUCAUGAACUGGACUGAACGCCCUGCAGGGACGUCCUCCAUUGUCCACACCCCCCGCUGAGAGGGCGCCACAGGAAGAUGAUGUGAGUGCAGCUGCAAGGAGGUCCAUCACUUUGUACAGGACUGUUUAUUACUUACGUCUCUUAUUAUGAUUACAAUGUCUUGUUUGUUUUUUUUGUUUUUUUUUUACCAAUUACCAGCUUAUGUUUCGCAAUCAAAGGAUGGGACUUUCACGUUUCAUGAGGAAUGCUUGUAUAAAAAGAAAAUAAAACCCUGUGGAAAAAGGGUAGAAGGACUGUAAGAUAAGCCACUCGCAAACUUGUAUGUUAUUUUUGUCAACGAGUUCUUCUUUCCCCAAGGAGAUGCACUUUUAUUUCCUGACAUGAGUUAACUUCUUGUCUCUUUUUUUGUUGUCGUCGUCGUCGUCGAAUCUGAAGGCUUUAUUGGGAAUCUUGUGUUUGGUGAGCCGGGCAGAGGUUUAACUUAUUGAGAAAGACUUGCUGUUUUUUCUACCUUUUUCACAAGUAAUGCAUCUUUGCUUCGAUAAUGUCAUUAAAAAACAGAACAUUC
Molecule: messenger RNA, 2732 nt
Organism: Nerophis ophidion (straightnose pipefish)
Lineage: Eukaryota; Metazoa; Chordata; Actinopteri; Syngnathiformes; Syngnathidae
Gene: mta1
Product: metastasis associated 1
Biological process (GO): double-strand break repair; negative regulation of transcription by RNA polymerase II; response to ionizing radiation
Cellular component (GO): nucleoplasm; NuRD complex
Molecular function (GO): histone deacetylase binding; transcription coactivator activity; sequence-specific DNA binding
Source: RefSeq, a predicted model, not a curated record